AUGACCAGGAUGUUUUUUUGGUUGUUCGGUUUUUUUUUUUUCUUGUCUUUCCUUUUUCUUCUUUAUUGGCAAAACUUACUACUCUUUCUUUGCCCAACUACCACGACUACUUAUUAUUUAUUCUUUUUCUUUUGCUCUAACCAACCUAUUUCAGUCCAAUACUUUGUUUACAAAUUAUAUUGGUGGGUUUUAAUAUUGAUACAGAUGUUAGAAUUACCAGCCUCGUUUAUAAUGAGCUUUGCCUGGAAUUUUGAAGCAGUAAAAGAAAUUGUUUUUAUAGUGGCAAAAGCACCUAAAGUCUUAGAAAUUAAAACACCAAAAAAAAAAAAAGAUCUCGGCUAUGCCAACCAAAACGAAUGA
Candida dubliniensis CD36 is the source of this 360-nucleotide messenger RNA. RefSeq lists its product as uncharacterized. Lineage: Eukaryota; Fungi; Ascomycota; Pichiomycetes; Serinales; Debaryomycetaceae. The record is from RefSeq and is a predicted model, not a curated record. The transcript has a single exon. Bases 1 to 360 code for a protein of 119 amino acids.